GAACUAGGUUAUAAUACCUAGCAGUAAAAGUUGUCAACUGCUAAAAGAAAGUAAUGCAGCUGUUGAUUAGAAGAAAAUUAAUAAAAUGUUAAGAUAAUUCAAAAAUCUAUUAAUUAAGUAUAUUGUGUGCAAAUAAUGUUUCAUAAGUUUUUUAUAAUACAGCAAUUUUUUGAGCGAAUAUUAAAAAAAUGAAUAACUCGUCAUCAAACCCGGGACCAGUUCCCCCUCGUUGGUUGCAUUGCCCUCGGAAAUCUAGUGGAUUAAUCGCUGAUAAAUUUUUGGCAUUUAAAACACCCUUAAGCGAGCGCUUCGAUAAGGAUGUACCACCGGAAUGUCGUUUUCCCCCAAAAAUGAUAUUCCAAACAAAACAAUUUAAGGCAAAAUUGGGCCUUUGGAUUGAUUUAACUAAUACAACUAGAUUCUAUGACAAAGCAGAUAUUCAAGCGGAAGGUUGUAAAUAUAUAAAAUUACAAUGUAGAGGACAUGGUGAGACUCCUUCGCUGGAGCAAACGGCGACAUUUGUAUCAUUAGUUCAUAAUUUUAUCACACAGCAUCCAUUAGAAAUUGUUGGAGUACAUUGUACUCACGGAUUCAAUCGUACUGGAUUUUUAAUUGCAUCAUAUUUAAUUGAAAAACAAGAUUGGAGUGUGGAAAGUGCUCUUGCACAAUUUGCAAGUGUUAGAGCACCUGGAAUAUACAAAGACGAUUAUAUAGCUGAACUUUAUCGAAGAUAUGAUGAUAUUGAUGAUGCGCCUCCGGCUCCUGAAUUACCUGAUUGGUGUAACGAAUACGAUGAUAAGGAUGAUGAUGGAGAAGAAGUAGGUCGAAGUAGUGAAGAGCAUGAAAAAAAAUCAAAAAAGAAACAAAAAAAUGCCACAUUUAUGGAAGGUGUGUCAGGUGUAACACAUUUUAAAGAACAACCAAAGGCGUUUAACUUACAACGUAAAGCUCAAAGCAUGUGUCAAUGGAAAAGUAAAGGAUUUCCUGGAUCACAACCAGUUUCUAUGGAUCGUACAAAUAUACGUUUGUUACAUGAGAAACCAUAUCGUGUAUCUUGGAAAGCUGAUGGAAUGCGUUACAUGAUGCUGAUUGAUAAAGAAAAUGAAGUAUAUUUUUUUGAUCGCGAUCACAAUGUAUUUAAAGUUGAAGGAGUUGCAUUUCCGCAUCGGAAAGAAAAACGGCAUCUUACAAAUACACUUUUAGAUGGGGAAAUGGUUAUUGAUCAUGUUAACGAAGAAGCGAUACCGCGAUAUUUAGUCUACGAUAUUAUUAAGUUCGAAAAUCAAGAUGUUGGAAAAUCUCCAUUUUAUCCAGUUCGAUUAACAUGUAUACAAAAGGAAAUAAUUGGACCACGGCAUCAAGCGAUUAUUGCAGGUCAUAUCGAUAAAACUAAAGAACCUUUUAGCAUAAGACAUAAAGAAUUUUGGGAUAUAACUCAAACGGUUAAUUUAUUAGGCGAUAAGUUUAGUAAAAUGCUUUCACAUGAACCUGACGGCUUAAUCUUUCAACCUUCGAAAGAACCGUAUACGGCCGGGAGAUGUGAUGACGUUUUAAAAUGGAAACCUCUUACGUUAAAUUCAGUAGAUUUUAAAUUAAAAAUUGUCACAGAUGCUGGCGAAGGAAUAUUACCUCGUAAAAUUGGUCAUUUAUAUGUUGGACAACUGGAUCGACCUUAUGCACAGAUAAAAAUUACAAAACAAUUAAAAGAACUGAAUAAUAAAAUCAUUGAGUGCAAAUAUGAAAACAAUCAGUGGGUGUUUAUGAGAGAACGAACUGAUAAAUCAUUCCCAAAUAGUUUCAACACUGCACAAGGUGUAUGUCAAAGUAUACGAGAUCCGGUUACAAAAGAAUUGUUAUUAGAUUUUAUUGAACAUAAUCGAUUUAUUGACGAUCAAGCUAUAAUGCCUCCGCCACAGAAAGUGGCACGACGUUAUUAAAAUUAUAAGAAGGAAUAUUUAUUAUGUGACUUUUUUUUCAAAUUAAAGAAGCAAUUU
Messenger RNA from Chrysoperla carnea, 1994 nucleotides. It is a transcript of the gene mRNA-cap, whose product is annotated as mRNA-capping enzyme. Lineage: Eukaryota; Metazoa; Arthropoda; Insecta; Neuroptera; Chrysopidae. Bases 189 to 1937 code for a protein of 582 amino acids. Gene Ontology annotation, biological process: 7-methylguanosine mRNA capping; protein dephosphorylation. The transcript has 10 exons. Gene Ontology annotation, molecular function: ATP binding; mRNA guanylyltransferase activity; mRNA 5'-triphosphate monophosphatase activity. The record is from RefSeq and is a predicted model, not a curated record.